GGCGGGGCGCGGCGCUCGCGGGCUCGGCCGUCUGUGCGCGCCCACUCCGGCUCCAGGCCGCCGGGCUCCCGCCGAGCAGCUCGCGCCGAGGCCCCGCGCCCCUCGCAGCCGCCCCGGGCGCCGUGCAUGGAGACGCCGCCCGCCGCCGGACCCCGCCGCUGAGCCACCGUCCGGCCGGGACCCGCGGGGGCUGCGGUGGCCUCGGGCUCCCGCCGGCCCCGCCGAAGCCGCACUCGGGCUUGGCCGGCCGCCCCCGCCGCCCGAGGGCUGCGCGUGGCCCGCGGGCCUGGUCGCCCGCGCGAAUCGCCGCGGCCCGGCCGCCCCGUCCCAGGAAGCGGCCGUCCCGAGCGCCAUGGCGCACUCCCCGGUGCAGUCGGGCCUGCCCGGCAUGCAGAGAGAGUGGAAGGGAGGAAAGAGAGACGUCAAUGUGAGAAAGACACAUCGAUUGGUUGCCUCCUCACACUCCCCCCAACUGGGCCUGGGGAUCGAGCCUACAACUGAGAACCUAAAAGCAGAUCCAGAAGAGCUUUUUACAAAGCUAGAGAAAAUUGGAAAGGGCUCUUUUGGUGAGGUGUUCAAAGGCAUUGACAAUCGGACUCAGAAAGUGGUUGCCAUAAAAAUCAUUGAUCUGGAAGAAGCUGAAGAUGAGAUAGAGGACAUUCAACAGGAAAUCACAGUGCUGAGUCAGUGUGAUAGUCCAUACGUAACCAAAUAUUAUGGAUCCUAUCUGAAGGAUACUAAAUUGUGGAUAAUAAUGGAAUAUCUUGGUGGAGGCUCCGCACUAGAUCUAUUAGAACCUGGGCCUUUAGAUGAAACUCAGAUUGCUACUAUAUUAAGAGAAAUACUAAAAGGACUUGAUUAUUUGCAUUCGGAGAAGAAAAUUCAUAGAGACAUUAAAGCUGCCAAUGUUCUGCUCUCUGAACAUGGAGAGGUGAAGCUGGCUGAUUUUGGAGUGGCGGGCCAGCUGACAGAUACCCAGAUAAAAAGAAAUACCUUCGUGGGCACCCCUUUCUGGAUGGCACCUGAAGUCAUCAAACAGUCAGCCUACGACUCAAAGGCAGACAUCUGGUCCCUGGGCAUAACAGCUAUAGAGCUUGCAAAAGGGGAACCACCUCAUUCUGAGCUGCACCCCAUGAAGGUUUUAUUCCUCAUUCCAAAGAACAACCCUCCGACGCUGGAAGGAAACUACAGCAAACCCCUCAAGGAGUUUGUGGAGGCCUGUUUGAAUAAGGAGCCGAGCUUUAGACCCACGGCAAAGGAGCUACUGAAGCACAAGUUUAUAAUACGCAAUGCGAAGAAAACAUCCUACUUGACGGAGCUAAUCGACAGGUACAAGCGGUGGAAGGCCGAGCAGAGCCAUGAAGAUUCCAGCUCAGAAGACUCUGACACGGAAACGGACACGGAUGGUCAAGCAUCUGGAGGCAGCGAUUCUAGCGACUGGAUCUUCACGAUCCGAGAGAAAGAUCCAAAGAAUCUUGAGAAUGGAACUCUUCAGCCAUCGGAUUUAGACAGAAAUAAGAUGAAAGACAUCCCAAAGAGGCCUUUCUCUCAGUGUUUAUCUACAAUUAUUUCUCCUCUGUUUGCAGAGUUGAAGGAGAAGAGCCAAGCAUGUGGUGGUAACAUGGGGUCCAUAGAAGAACUGCGAGGGGCCAUCUACCUGGCGGAGGAGGCGUGCCCUGGGAUCUCGGACACCAUGGUGGCCCAGCUCGUGCAGCGGCUCCAGAGAUACUCGCUAAGUGGUGGAGGAACUUCGUCCCACUGAACUUCCUUUGGCAUUUGGGGUUUUGUUUUUUCUUUCUUCUUCAUCCCGCUCCUUUUAAACAGUCAACGAGAGCCUUUGCUGACUCCGCUGAAGAGCUGCACCGAGGGCUGGCCCGACCGAGGCUGCCCACACAGGCCUCGGCCUCCUUCCUCGUUGGCCUUGGCCGGAUGAGUCUAGAUGGGUGGGGAGGGUCAGCUCCUUCCAGCGGUCAUUUUAUUUUAUUAUUCUUGUUUUUAAUUUUAACCAUAGUGCACAUAUCAAGGAAAGUGUCUUUAAAAACAAACACACACCCUGAAAUGUAUAUUUGGGAUUAUGAUAAGGCAACUGAAGAAAUGAAACCUCAGGUAUCCUGCUUUAAGUUGUGCUCCCUCCCCGGGAGACGGAGAAUCGCUCUGGUGGCUCAGUGUACAGAUUUGUAUAUAGUGUCAUUUUUACGGAAACCCUUUUGGCGUGCAUAAGGAAUCACUGUGUACAAAUUGGCCAAGUGCUUCUGUAGAUAAUGUCAGUGGAGUAAAUAUUUGACAGGCCAUAACUUGAGUCUAUUGCCUUGCCUUUAUUACAUGUAAAUUUUGAAUUAUGUGACCAGUGAUUUGGGUUUUAUUUUGUAUUUGCAGGGUUUGCCAUUAAUAAUAAUUAAUGCCCCUCUUAAGGAACACUCCUAUUUGUACCUCAACAAAUGCAAAUUUUCCUCGUUUGCCCUACAACCCUUUUGGUACACUUAGAAGUUGAUUUCCUUUUUCAUUGAUGGUACUAUUUCUUAGUGUUUUAAAUUGGAACAUAUCUUGUGUCAUGAAGCUUUAAAUUAUUAUUUUAAGUUUCUCCCCAAUGAAGUACUCUCGUCUCACAUUCGUUUGGAAUCGUUCCACUGCCAGCGCCGCGCCAGCUGUCCGUUCUCCCAUAUGGUUUUGUUGCAGCUUGUAGUGAAAGCUGCAUAUCGUCUUUCCCACCUAAAAUGUCUGGAUGCUCACAUGAAUAAAUUUUAUAACACUUUCCUUGCAUACUCUCUCUGAAACGUGACUCAAGAGGGCAGAGCGCCUGUUGUGUGUGUGUGUGGUUGUGUGGUGAGAUGAGGCAUUUUAGAAUGCUCUAGGAAGAAGUGCCCAAAUUCAAAAUGCUGGAUGUUCAGGUCAGUUCCCUAUGCAACUUUAAAAAUUAGUCAUUGAGAAGAUAGGGUUGAAUUCUGCUGAUUUGUAAAAUUGUGCUCUCUCUUCCCAGGGACCUCAAUUAAGGGUUAUUUUGUUCUCAUACAGGAGCCUGUGUCCACUAGCUUGGCAGCCAGGUGUCUACUUUUCUUGGCUUGUGACAGGGUCUUGUUUGCCAAUGGGGCACCAGUCUCUGGGUUUGUGGUAUGGGAAUAGAGUUCUUGAAGCAAUUCGACUGUCUGAUUGAAGUAUGCAUGGCACUUUUAUAUUUUUGAUAUGAAUCAUUGUCACCUCUUGUUGGUGUCGCAGUUCUCGAGGGGAAGACGGGACUUUCGGAGGCAAGGGAGUUACUGGGUAAGCUUCGGGAUGGAAGGUCAGGAACCUGUCGGCCUAGUGGCCUGGAAGUAACGAGAGGACGGAGCCCCGAGUGAGAGACGUUGGAGUGGGUGGUGAUUGUUUAGGUUUGGUAGUGGAGUCUAGUUUUAAAUCCUAAAAUUAAAUUUUGUUUUUUAAAUUAGAAAUAGAUUUGGGUGAAAUUUCUAUAAAGGAUACACUUUGGUUAGGGGACACAGAACUGAAUUGCUAAUUCUUAUUGUAAUGCUAUUCUGCAGCAAGGAUGUUAACUUGAACAAUAAAUUGUGUGUUUCCUUUUGUUUCCAAGAGUAUUCUGUAUGCGGGAGCUUUGAUUUCCCUUUGUGAGGCCUAAGCCAAAGAUCAGUUUUGCUCAUUACAGGAGAAUUACUCAAAGAAUGAGCAGUGUUCCCCCUAAGUGCUUGUCUGAUUUUAAGACGGACAACCUAGACAGCAGCUGAUUUAAAGUUCCUAAAAUUUGCCAGUGGACAAUGGCAUAUCAAGACGAUGCUGAAGCCAAUCUUAAAUACGAGUAAUGGUUAGUAGAUAUUCUGCAAUCACUAGAUUAUGAUACACAUUGCUGUCUCCCAGAUAAAGUUGAACACGACUCUCUUAGUUUGUUGGAAGUAUCUUCUGUUGGAAGUAGCUUCCUGGGAAAGAUGUGGUUUAACUGAAUGUUAAAAAUGGAUCACCUCCUUAUACAAUCUCUUCUGAUCUGUUACUUUCUGUAGACACACAAACUCAGCUUGUGUUUUUAAGGAGGCUAGCAUUUGGGUGUCCACUUCAAGUCCUUUAUUAAAGACAGAUCAGGUUCCGGAGCUACCAGGGGACCUGCCUCCGACCAUAGAGACUGCUGUUGGUGUGUAGCCAGCCGGACCUGGGAGCUCAGCGUUCAAGAUGGAUUUACUAACACUUGGAAGUCUCUCGAUGCCAAACCCCAGCAGCUAAGAGCUUAUCCAGAGACUGCAGAAGGUGGUGGCGCUCCCAGCGGGGGAGACAGUUUCACACACAAGCACAGCUACCACCUUUUGGAAACCGAGCAGGGGGCCAUCUUGAUGUAACCAAGUGCCACGCACCUUCCGAAUCUGACAGUUUUGUUCUCGAGUUGGUCUUGUGGAGUGUCUAAUUCUUCACGUAGCAUUUGUACCUUUCUUUUGGCAAAACAUAUGGUCUGUUUAUAAGCGUUUUUAUAUGUUCUUCCUUAAAAAAAAACAAAAAACGGCUUCUGUAUUUCUGCUAUAAAAUAUGGCAAUAAAUGGGGAGUGCUGCAAGGUGUGUUCUUAAGCACAGGUACUGUAUCACGCAAGGGUCAAUAAAGUUCACAGAAAACAGUGA
This is a messenger RNA of Myotis daubentonii (Daubenton's bat), 4590 nucleotides long. It is a transcript of the gene STK24, whose product is annotated as serine/threonine kinase 24. Gene Ontology annotation, biological process: protein phosphorylation; negative regulation of cell migration. Gene Ontology annotation, molecular function: protein serine/threonine kinase activity; ATP binding. The record is from RefSeq and is a predicted model, not a curated record. The transcript has 12 exons. Lineage: Eukaryota; Metazoa; Chordata; Mammalia; Chiroptera; Vespertilionidae. The coding region runs from base 353 to 1762 and encodes 469 amino acids. Gene Ontology annotation, cellular component: Golgi apparatus; cytoplasm.